UGCCUUGUUUAUAGCCUCUUCGUUUACCACCCUUGCGCGCGCGUGCCGCUGUCGUCAACCAAUUCCUGUCUGGAGUGUCUGACCGCCGGUGGGCGAGUGGGGUGUGUCUACAAGCGGAGAGAGCGUGCGAUUCAGACUCCUUGUACACAACACGACUCGAUUCGGGGAGAGACUGCCUGGAACCAUGAAGAAAUCGAGCCCGGCAAAGCAACAACCACCACCUCCGGCUGAAGUCACAGUGCCAGAUAACGAGGUUACUGUGCAACAACUGAACGAGCUGUUGUCAAACAGCAGCGGAUUUUACAGUUUACCAACACAGCAUUUCAACGAGGUCUUCCCUAGAAUAUACGUUGGUAACGCGUUUGUGGGCCAGAAUCUGAUGCGUCUGCAGAAGCUGGGCGUGACCCACAUCCUGAACGCGGCGGAGGGCAACUCCUUCAUGCACGUCAACACCAACGCAGAGUUCUAUGCUGGCUCGGGCAUCACCUACCACGGCAUCCAGGCCAAUGACAAGCCUCAGUUCAACCUCAGUACAUUUUUUGAGGAGGGGGCAGACUUCAUUGAGAAGGCUCUGGCACACAACAAUGGCAAAGGGAAGGUGUACGUCCACUGCCGAGAGGGCUACAGCCGCUCGCCCACCAUUGUCAUCGCUUACCUCAUGCUGCGCCACAACCUGGACGCCCGGGUGGCGGUUGCCACGGUGAGGCUGAAGAGAGAGAUCGGCCCCAAUGACGGCUUUCUGCGCCAGCUGUGCCAACUCAACGAGAAGCUGGCAAAAGAGGGCAAGUUGAAUGGGGUGAUGCCAGUCGUGGCUGCCAGGUUAAAGACAAAGUAAGAGGGGGAGAGAGACCCAAACCCUCCUAUUCUGCCUUCCAUAGGAGACAACCUGACUCAAUCCACCCUGACUGCCAAACGUCUCACACACAUGCACAUACAUGUAACAUGCAUGCACUGUACAUACAUGGUGACAGUCCCACAAUAACUCUCUCUCACACAAACUCUCCUAUCCGUCAUGCUGCCGUCCUCUUUCUCACCUUCACUCUGUCUCUCGCUCUCUGUCUCGCUCUCUGUCUCGCUCUCUGUCUCUCGCUCUCUGUCUCUCGCUCUGCUGGUCUCCUUGGGUACAUUUGUCUAAACCCCAGCCUGUUCCGAUAGUGGGGGAAGUAUGUUAGGCCGAGGGGUGUGGAAAAGAGGGUACCUGGGGCAUGCAGGCAUCCAUCUAACCAUGGCUCAGUGCUUUCCAGUUUACUCUGUCACCCAUCUUCUCUCUGUAGAUUCCAUAAGCAUACGUCCCACUGCUGGCACACACAGCCCCAAAGUUUUGACUUGACCAAUGAAGCAUUCCCUAGACCAUAUGUUUAAAACACUGAACAUUUCUCUCUGUGUUCCACUUGGAGCUCUGAGGUCGGAAGAGAGUCGGAAGAGUACAAAUAAUAUAUUAUAGCACAAUCAUUAAACAGAAUCCCACUGCCGGGACUGUCGGACUACAAUGAUGUCAUGACACCAACAAAAUGAUCUCUGACCAGUCUGGAAUGUUUUGGGACAUUUAGACUAUUCCUGAUUGGGUGUGACAAUGAAGCACCCUGACAUCACACAAGGAAGUGUCAUGGAUAGUGUUGGGUGGGCUAAUUUGGUGUAUAAAAAAAACAAUAUUCCAUAGAGACUGGCUCCCCAAGAUGUCAUACACACACACACACACACCCAUCAUGUCUAAGUAGAAGCAAUCAACACACACACACACACACACAUCAUGUCUAAGUAGAAGCAAGCAACACACACACACACACAUCAUGUCUAAGUAGAAGCAAGCAACACACACACACACACACCCAUCAUGUCUAAGUAGAAGCAAGCAACACACACACACACACCCAUCAUGUCUAAGUAGAAGCAAGCAACACACACACACACACACACACCCAUCAUGUCUAAGUAGAAGCAAGCAGCAACACACACACACACACACCUCAUGUCUAAGUAGAAGCAAGCAGCAACACACACACACAUCAUGUCUAUGUAGAAACAAGCAGCAGCACACUUUCUUUAUGUGCAUUUACAGGGAUGGAACCUAUUUACAAAGGAAAACGCACUUACCAUGCCAGACAGGUACCCACUGCCAAUUCCAAAGUGCACAUCCGUCGUUGUGUCCAUCCCAUAGAUAUACAGCUCCACUGUCAAUCAAUGCCAGAAUUGGCCGUUAUAUGUCAACUGCCUUGAACCAAUAUGUGCAUACUAAUGUUAUGCCAAUUUGGAGGUAAACACCCAAGGCUUUUCUGUUUGUCUGUAUUAGUUGCAGUAUACUGUAUGUCUCAAUGCCCUGCCAUCCUAUUGAAGUAUAUAUUUAAGCAAGAAGGCACGAGGGGGUGUGGUAUAUGGCCAAUAUACCACGGCUACGGGAUGUUCUUUCGCACAACGCAACCCAGAGUGCCUGGAUAAAGCCCUUAGCCGUGGUAUAUUGGCCAUAUACCACAAACCCCCUAGGUGCUUUAUUGCUAUUAUAAACUGGUUACAAACAUAAUUAGAUCAGUCAAAAUAAAUGUGGUAUAUGGUCUAAUAUACCACGUAUUUCAGCCAAUCAGCAUUCAGGGAUCAAACCACCCAGUUUAUAAUAUAUGAUCACAACCAAGAGAGAAACGUCUCAGAAAUGAUUAUAACCGGUGUUGCACAUACAGUUGUACAUGAAUUGAGAUGAAUUGUGGAAGGCUCUACAGCUUUCUGAAACAAUUUCUGUCUUUAAAUGACAUUCGAAUCAAUGGAAAGACCAAAGGUUCCAGGCAAGCUCACAAGACAUCUAACCCUGG
Molecule: messenger RNA, 2801 nt
Organism: Oncorhynchus nerka (sockeye salmon)
Lineage: Eukaryota; Metazoa; Chordata; Actinopteri; Salmoniformes; Salmonidae
Product: dual specificity protein phosphatase 3-like
Exons: 4
Coding region: 185-835 (216 amino acids)
Biological process (GO): protein dephosphorylation; negative regulation of MAPK cascade
Cellular component (GO): cytoplasm
Molecular function (GO): protein tyrosine/serine/threonine phosphatase activity; MAP kinase phosphatase activity
Source: RefSeq, a predicted model, not a curated record